CCCCAUACUCGUUACUUUCGCUCGUCAAAGGCCACACUCUCUCCAUUGAGCUCUCCUCCACUCUCAUUAGAUAACAUUCACAGUUCAUCCUUCCAUGGCUGCUGCCAUCUCCACCAUUGGUGCCGUCAACCGAGCACCGUUGAGCUUGAAUGGCUCUGGUGCUGGAGCUACAGUUCCAAGCUCAGCUUUCAUGGGGAGCAGCUUGAAGAAAGUGAGCUCAAGAUUCAACAACGGCAAGCUUCCAUCAGGAAGUUUCAAGGUUGUUGCAGCCAAAGAGGGCGAUGAAGAGAAGCAAACCGACAAGGACAGAUGGAGAGGUCUUGCUUAUGAUGUAUCUGAUGACCAACAAGACAUCACCAGAGGGAAAGGUAUGGUCGACACCCUCUUCCAGGCCCCCAUGGGAGAUGGAACUCACUACGCUGUCAUGAGUUCCUAUGAAUACAUGAGCCAAGGGCUUCGCACAUACAACUUGGACAACAACAUGGAUGGUUUCUACAUUGCCCCUGCAUUCAUGGACAAGCUUGUUGUUCACAUCACCAAGAACUUCAUGGCCCUCCCUAACAUUAAGAUUCCUCUCAUCUUGGGUAUCUGGGGAGGCAAAGGUCAAGGAAAAUCUUUCCAAUGUGAGCUUGUCUUUGCCAAGAUGGGAAUCAACCCAAUUAUGAUGAGCGCCGGAGAAUUGGAAAGUGGAAACGCUGGAGAACCAGCUAAGUUGAUCAGGCAAAGGUACCGUGAGGCAGCUGAUAUCAUCAGGAAAGGAAAAAUGUGCUGCCUCUUCAUCAACGAUCUUGAUGCUGGAGCUGGUCGUCUUGGAGGAACCACCCAAUACACUGUCAACAACCAAAUGGUGAAUGCUACUCUCAUGAACAUUGCUGAUAACCCAACAUGCGUGCAACUCCCUGGUAUGUACAACAAAGAAGAGAACCCUCGGGUCCCGAUCAUUGUCACCGGUAACGAUUUCUCAACAUUGUAUGCUCCUCUCAUCCGUGAUGGUCGUAUGGAGAAGUUCUACUGGGCACCUAACAGGGAAGACAGAAUUGGUGUCUGCAAAGGUAUUUUCAGGAGUGACAAUGUUCCUGACGAUGACAUCGUCAAGCUUGUUGACACCUUCCCUGGCCAAUCCAUUGAUUUCUUUGGUGCCGUGAGGGCCAGAGUUUACGAUGACGAAGUGAGGAAGUGGAUUGGAGAGGUUGGAGUUAACACUGUUGGCAAGAAGCUUGUGAACUCAAGGGAAGGACCUCCAACUUUUGAGCAACCCAAGAUGACCAUAGAGAAGCUCCUGGAAUACGGAAACAUGCUUGUUGCAGAGCAAGAGAAUGUGAAGAGGGUCCAACUGGCUGACAAGUACUUGAACGAGGCUGCCCUUGGUGAAGAGAAUGAGGAUGCUAUCAAAAGAGGAACUUUCUACGGUAAAGCAGCCCAGCAAGUUGGUGUUCCAGUUCCUCAAGGAUGUACUGAUCGAAAUGCCGAUAACUUCGAUCCAACCGCUAGAAGUGAUGAUGGAACCUGUACUUACAAAUUCUAAACCUUUUCUAGGAUAUAUUGGUAUAAGAAAAAAAAAAAAAAAAAAAAAAAACCCUUUUCUUAGGUGAUGUGAGACACUCCACAAUAUUAGUCUGCCUUCUAAGUGGAUUUGUAUCCUCUAUUUUUGUUUUAUAAAUCUACAACUUUCUUCUGUCUUAA
Messenger RNA from Durio zibethinus, 1683 nucleotides. RefSeq names its product ribulose bisphosphate carboxylase/oxygenase activase 2, chloroplastic. Gene Ontology annotation, molecular function: ribulose-1,5-bisphosphate carboxylase/oxygenase activator activity; ATP binding; ATP hydrolysis activity. Gene Ontology annotation, cellular component: chloroplast stroma; thylakoid. NCBI's taxonomy places the organism in Eukaryota, Viridiplantae, Streptophyta, Magnoliopsida, Malvales, Malvaceae. The record is from RefSeq and is a predicted model, not a curated record.